AUGGCAAUCGUGGCCCUUGUAACCCGCGAGGGCGAACUUGGCCACGAUGGGCAGAAGACCUGGGCAAGCAUCCGCUACCGAGCGCUUUGUAGGUCGGUGGCCGCCGUGAUCCUGGCGCUUUGGGCAACGCUUCUUCCCCUGCUGCAGCAUCCUGGGCUGGUCGCCGUGUGCAACACGUACAUGGACAUGACGAAGGCGAUGGAUGUGGAUCACACGGUGGCCGAACAAGAUGACCAAGAGUGGGAACUGGGGAACUUCGUCGCCUGCUUCACCGCCGUCAUGUCCUUGAUGUGCCUGGCUUUGGUCUUGAACUCCCAGCUGCAGUGGUGGCUGACAUCACCCUUUCUAGUCUACCUGCGCUGGCACGUGCUGCUGAAUGCGAUGAACGUUUGGCUCAUCCACUUCCUGGCUUCCCACAGGUGGUGUGCAGCACGAGACACGCUUAUCGAGAUGACCAUCUUCACCUGGAUCACGGUGAUUUGCCAUCUCUUUUUCUGGGGCAACAAGCUCAUGGGCUUCGUUGUGAUCAAGUCACACCUGAAGACCCUCGAGAAAGCCUUCCAGAAAUCGCUCGGUUCUCGAGUUCUCGAUGUGCUGCUGCUGCUUUUCGGGCUCUCGCUUCUCACCGUGACCGUCCUCUACGUGUGCUACCUCGUCCAGGAUGGAAGGUACAACCUCCUCAUCCUGGGCGUGGCACUGAUAGAAGCAGCUGUCGUGGUAUCAACCUCCUUCGUAGCCAUUCUGAUGACCCGGGGCUUCUACUUGGCAUACCGAGCUGCGCAGAGAGAGAUGGAAGCGGCGCCCCGUUUGGCGGAGAAAGAAUUGGCCACGAAAGCCGUCCACUUCUCGCGUCGCCUGGUUUGGGAGACUCCCUUCAACCUGGCUUUGGUCGCCACGGCCUUUGGCUUCCACAGCGCCUGGCUCGCCACGCUGCUCCAUGGAGGAGCCAGCGUCGCGAGCAUGAGCCUAGAACUUGGCUUCCUGCUUCUUGGACGAAUGAGGUUGUCCAACCGCUCCCCUCCAUCGCAGAUCACCGCCACCCUCUCCUUGACCAACUGCGCCCGCUUCGGCCAGCUAUUGUCCCUGAUGGAGUACGAGUGGCUUGGCUUUCUUGGAGCUGAAGCGAAGUUUCAGCAAGAUGUUGCCCAACGUGAUCGGGAGCCUUCGCCUGCAAAGUGGACCUUGUCCAGGGCUGCAGGGUCCUACAGAACCAGGCAAGAGCCGGAAGUGGAGGGCGCUACCUGGAGCACUGGACACCAAGAGUGGGACGGAGUGACCCACGAUCUGGCAUGCCGGGCGAUCAGCCUAGGCGCGCUGCUCAGCUUCUACAGCCGCCUCGAGGAGAGGAUGCCGCACUACGACCCGUCUCUGCACACCACGGCGGACGUGGUUCGUCAAGUGAUCAUUCCCAUGACCCAAGGGCACGAGCACGGCGACUGCGCAGCAGCGCUGGUACUGAUGGACGGUCAGGCCUUGCUCCCUGAUCGCAUGGUCACCCACAACUGGGCCAACAAGUUCUCGAACCUUGUGGCAGCUGUAGUGGCUGAUGCGUUGGACCUUCCAAGCUACGCCAGCGUUCUGCCGCGGCUGCAGCCCGGCGAGAUGACGGCGCUGAAGUCGGAACUCUUCUGGCGGAAGAAGCUGACGUCGACUUACUGGAUCUGCUGCUUCGCCGUGAACCAGCACGCGGGCAUCUGCGGCACCGUCCCAGACUGCAUGGAGGAUCCGGUGACCGGCGAGCUGCCUGUCCCCUGCCACUGCGAUCACCCAAAGUACUGGAGCGAUACGCCCCCGCUGAAAGAUGGGCAGAGCGUUCGUUGCGAGAUGAACAAGUUCCAUGACAUGAUGGGACUCAUUUCGACCAUGAAGCCGGGGUUUGCGCAAGUCAUUGCGGUGGAUGCUGAGUUCAAACUCUUCACGCGGGCCUGGUGUGUCGCGGAGAUUCACCAGGCUCAACAGCUUGGAAUGCAGCAGCGCAUGAGGACUCUCUCUUUCGAGAACUUGCAGCAGUACGAAGGCUGGCUACACUGCCUCAAAGUCGAGGAGAUGUCUGCCUCUAAUGCCGCUGACACGGAGCUGAUUCUCUCACAGAUUGAGGAUAAGGCACGAUUUAACGCCGAGUUGCAAUCAUUGAUCUUCGGCACAGACGGCCUCAUCAGCGCCUGUCACAUGGGCUUCGAGCGCAUGGCCAUUUUGGGGGCGGUGGCGCGGCAGGGCGCUAUCCGGCUGAAGCUUGGCCUGCAGUGUGGUUUUCAUGGUCUAGGGCUAUCUUACGUGCCUCGGACUCAAGAAGCCAGGAGAUGGGAGGAGGCGCUGGGGAAGGCGCAGGAAGGAGAUAGUAGAUCCGUCGGGCCGUCGGGGAUAUUCUAUGCCGUCGUCGAAUAUUUUCGGUACAAGAGUUUCUGGUCUUCCAUGUGA
Molecule: messenger RNA, 2418 nt
Organism: Symbiodinium natans
Lineage: Eukaryota; Dinophyceae; Suessiales; Symbiodiniaceae
Source: the annotation of a GenBank genome assembly